Molecule: messenger RNA, 1778 nt
Organism: Bursaphelenchus okinawaensis
Lineage: Eukaryota; Metazoa; Nematoda; Chromadorea; Rhabditida; Aphelenchoididae
Source: the annotation of a GenBank genome assembly
AUGCGAGAUUCCAUGCGGUUGUGUUCGCCGCUCCUUCUGAACGCGUUUCUGCUGUUCCUCGCUACCAGCGUGAAUGGUGAGAAGCCGCAAAAGCAAAUCGGUGCCGAAGAAGUGAAAAAUGCGUUGUGUCCGCAAUGCCACAAAAUGGAAGAUGGCAUGAUUCAAGAGUUUCAUGUGGUCAGACAAGUUGGAGGCUCAGACAUAUUUACUUUCAGUAGGUGCUUUGAACAACAUGUUUGUUCUUGAUCAUUACAACUGAAAGAUUCCUAUUUCAGCUAGCAUCAAUGGCACGCAUACGAGUGAUGUAAGUUUGUACAACGGUUACCAGUACUACGAACUUCGAUAUGUGCCAGUGUUCACAAAUGGGACGUUUCAGCCAUACAUGGUCGAGAUUACUCCAGAUGGUCAAUUCAAGCGUAUUCAAAGGUAACCUUUGACAUUUUGUAUUUUAUAAGAGUUGAACUUGGUCCCCAUCUUCUAUUUGUUUUUACAACCUUUAAAAAUUAUUUUAAAGUUCAAAAAAAUAUUUUUUAGUUAUCUUCACCACCCCUUGACUGUAAAAAUGUAUUUUCAGACUCAUGGAUGAUGGUAUGAGUUACCAAUACAACGAUUUGAGCAAGAAGCUAUCCUCAAACAAGGUUGAAUACUGUUAUUUCGAGAAAAAAUACGAAAUGGAUCACAACGUCAGCUUUCCCUACUUCAAUCUCUAUAUCCCCAGCAAAACACAAGCGUACGAGUUGGACAAAGUGUGCGCCGACGGGUUUGGUCCCAAAGAUGCAAAAAAAUUGUUGAGUUCACUUCCGGCUGAAGUCAGUCGCGCACACAACAAGAGUUUCAUCGACAAGUGUUUUGUAAGUGAAUAUACAAUAAUAUGAACGUUAAUAGAUCACAUUACUUGAGUUUAUAUUUGGUACUAUAAGUGAGCUUAGAGUAGUAUAAGAGAGUUUACAGUAUUGUAAAUCAAUUAAAAGUACUGUAAAUGAUUUUGGAGUAUUGUAAAUGAGUGCAAAGUAUUGCAAGGUCUUUAAGACAAGCUAUAUGAUGCGAAGUCUACUAUAUUACCUAUGACAGUUUGAUAUUUUAAAAAUUUUGUUAUUAUAGGACGUGAAAGACAAAACGUGCGUCUACGAUAUUGAUAACCCCGCUCAUUUGAACUACUUUGAAGGUAAAAAAGACCGUAUUGCGUACAUGCGCAAUGGCCUAAUUGUGUACCUUAGAUGUGUAGAGUUCAGAUGCACUUAUUUUAUUCACGAUUCCAAAACCGGGUAUGUAAUUUUUAUGAAAAAGUUUAAUGCGAUUAAAAAACACAUACCAUUCGAAAGAUCAUGAGAAGUUGAUAUAAAACCAAUUUUUUCCGGCUGCAUAAUCCACCUGGCUACCCUAAAAUCAAUAAAAAUACUUUCAGACUCGACUGGUGGAUCCCGGAUGAUAUAAAGGUAUAUACAGAAACCCUCAAAGGUGAUAAGCGUUUGAUUGUACCACUUUUGAGACUCGACGAUAAGUUCUACACAAGCGAAUUGCGCUACAAGUACGCUCCGUCCACCACAACGACGUCUACCACUACUCCCAAUGACGCCACUCGGCCAACUGAUGAGCCGGGGGGUGAAAGUGAUGCCACUACGGAACAUCAUGAAGAUGACUAUCUAAAAGACGACGACGAUGAUGAUUCGGACGAUGACGACCGUUCAGAAGCCGAAGGUGCAGAUUGGGAGGAAAGCGGUUCGGCUCAAAAUGUCGUGCUCAUGUGGAUCGUCGUUUUGAUGUUGUUCAUGUACUGA